Molecule: messenger RNA, 3518 nt
Organism: Gekko japonicus
Lineage: Eukaryota; Metazoa; Chordata; Lepidosauria; Squamata; Gekkonidae
Product: protein jagged-1b-like
Exons: 14
Coding region: 131-2227 (698 amino acids)
Biological process (GO): Notch signaling pathway; cell communication; multicellular organism development
Cellular component (GO): protein-containing complex; plasma membrane
Molecular function (GO): calcium ion binding
Source: RefSeq, a predicted model, not a curated record
GGACCGAGCGGACGGGCGGGCGGCUGCUGCGGUGGCGGCGACUGCGGUCCUGGAUGCGCCGCGAGGCCGGAGGCAGGGGCGCCUGGCUGGGCAGGUGGCCGGCCUCCCUCCCUGGGCGGCGGGCGAGACAAUGAGGCUGGGAGCGGCGGGCUGGCUCGCUCCGCUCCUCCUCCUCCUGCUGCUGCACACGCGGCCCCAGGUCCUGGAAGCCGCCGGCACCUUUGAGCUGCAGAUCCGUUUCGUCCGCAACGAAAAGGGGGUCCUGGCAGACGGGCGGUGUUGCCGGGGAGGGCUGGAGCCGCCAUGCCCCAAGACGGAUCCCUGCCGGACCUUUUUCCGGGCCUGCCUGAAGGAAUACCAGCUGAGGGCGCUCCCUGGGGGACCCUGCGUGCUCGGCACCGCCACCACGCCCGUCCUGGGGGGCAACGUCUUCUCGACCGGUCACCGGAAAAACCUAGACUCGGCCCACAAGAUGGUGGUUCGCUUUGAUUUUGCCUGGCCGCGUUCCUACUCGCUGGUUCUGGAAGCCUGGGAUGCCGCCAACGUCUCCGACGUCACCACCCAAGGAGCAGGGCAGUUGAUGGAGCGGGUGACUCGCUCGGGCAUGUUGAACCCAGGCGAGGGCUGGGAGGACUUGUGGCACCACGGCCGCGGCACCUCGCUGGAGUACCGGGUGCGAGUCCGCUGCCAGGAGCACUACUACGGCCCAGUGUGCAACCUCCUCUGCCGGCCCCGUGAUGAUUUCUUUGGGCACCACGUCUGCGACUCCGGCGGCGGCAAGGUCUGUCUGGACGGCUGGACGGGAGACGAGUGUACGCAGGCGAUCUGCCGACCGGGCUGUCACGAAACGCACGGGUUUUGCGAGGAGCCCAACGAAUGCAGGUGCCAUUAUGGGUGGACAGGCCCGCUCUGCGAUGAGUGUAUCCUUUUCCCAGGCUGCGUCCACGGGAGCUGCACUGAGCCCUGGAAAUGCAACUGUGAGACCAACUGGGGAGGGCUCUUGUGCGACAAAAAUCUGAACUAUUGUGGGUCCCACUGGCCGUGCGAAAACGGGGGCACUUGCGCCAACAAGGAGCCGGACGAAUACGAAUGCCUGUGUCCAGAGGGGUUCCGUGGCCGGAACUGUGAAAACGCUGUCCUUCCACUCCCUGUGGCCGAAUCCGCCUGCCCUUCCAACCUCUGUUCAAACGGUGGGACGUGUCUCCAGGGUCCGUCGGGCUUCUGGUGCGUCUGCCCCCUGGGAUGGAGCGGAGAGUCCUGUCAGAAUGAGGUAACGGACUGUCUCUCGGAGCCCUGCAGCCACAGUGGGAUUUGCCAAAGUAUCUCGGGGGGCUUCAAGUGCCACUGCUCGCCCCAGUGGACGGGAAAGACCUGUCAAAUCGAUGUGAACGAGUGUCAGGCGAACCCCUGCCUCCACGCCCGGGGGUGUAAAAACCUCAUUGGCAGCUAUUUCUGUGAUUGCCUGGAAGGCUGGAAUGGACCCAACUGCGAAAUCAGAGAGGACGCGUGCCAGAGAGAAUGCCGGAACGGAGGUACCUGCCAGGUGAGAAAUGGCAGGCACGCAUGCGCCUGCCUGGCAGGGUACACAGGUGCGGAGUGCGAGACGGAGCUGGGGGCAUGUGCCAGUGCCCCCUGCCUGCACGGAGGACAAUGCCAGGAGAGGGGAAACACGACUUUCCGAUGCAGCUGCCCACUAGGCCGGAGUGGCCACCGCUGCGAGCGGGUCUCCGGGGAUCUCUGCUCCCCAAACCCGUGCCCAGAAGGGUCUUCAUGCCUGAGCGGAAAAGACAACUACGUUUGUACCUGCCCGGAGGGCACCCAGUGCCAGAAAAUCCAGGAGCCGUGCCCGGAAGGGGUGUGCCCAGGGGGCGCCAACGUGAUCCUCCUGUACACCAUGCUGCCUCUGGCUCUGCUCCUCGUCUUGGUGGUUCCUGUCUUGGCGCUGCUCGUGUUGUGGAUCAACCGCAAAUCCCGUGAGGCCCCUCCGGUACCUCUGGAUCCCGCCACUAACAACAUUCUGCAGCCCGAUGCUGUUCAUCUCAUCCGCAACAUCACCCACGGCGAUGCCGAGUCGGGGCCGAGGGAGCCCGGGAUGGUGGGCAAAGUGGGGCUGCCCCUGGCCUUGCGCCCCCCUUCCGGACUCCCAAAGACAGACAUCUCCAACGAGGAGAGGGCCAAACUGAACCGACUGAAUGCCUCCUCGGCCUUGCCGCAGCCUUCGCUCUAACCCAGCGAGGAGGAUGUGCAGAGCUGCUAAAAGGGGGGGUUUCCCUCUCGGUUUUCGGAUCGGGGCCUUCGGAGCUCGGGGCACCCCAGCGAUUUCAGGGUUAAGCCCCCCCCAAUGCACCUUACCGGCCUAUCUAGCCUAUUAUAACAGGGUCUCUCUUCAUGUCUACAGUGUUAUCAACUGUAGCUUUACUUCAGAGGGAGACAGCGUGAUUCUGAAAGCGCCCCCUGAAGACAGUGCGGACCUGGAGUGUCACGUGCUGCCAGGCCGAAGUUCAACAGGUCAGGUUGUUGAACGAUCACUGAUGGACAGUUGAGGAAGCAGAUUCUGUGGACAAGGGGGGGGGGGAGGCCAUUUCUGCCUUCGGAACCUGAUUCAUAAGGCAUAGUUACAGAAGCCUGGAACAACUGGACCCCAUUUCCCUCUCAGGACUGAGAGGAUGGAGGGCCAGGGAAUCUCUUCGAGCUGUUCCCGCUUCCAAAAAGAAGGUUGAAUGAUGAAGCCCAGAUAUGUUGCAUGGUGGGGGGGGGCCUGUUGAGAAGCGAGACGGCAAGAGCCUGGCAGUGCCAGAUGUGUGCCAAGCAAUGCAAAAACUUGACUUCUGCAUUGUUACAGUCACCUGGCCCAGCCCUCUGUCUCCGAGAGAGGACAAGCCCGAUCACCCGCAGAAACUGCAGGCAGGGUGACAUAGACUGGGAGUGUCCCCUAUUGUUCUUCCUCAGCAUCUAGCAAUUGGGAGGUGUCAUGCCUCUGGACAUGGAGGUUCCAUUUUUAAACUGCCAUGACUAACAGCCAUGGGAUAGGCCAAAUUUGGGUCUGCCGUCAGUGGCCCUGGGGUCCAAUCCGGCACCGGGAAUGGUGCCGUCUGCUCUUCCCUGCUUGUUGCUUCACGGCAACGUUGGGAUGCCGAAUGGCGGCAUCCGUAGCAGUGGAGAUUGACAACAGACCGAGCGAAGGGGUUACCUCAGCGCUCUGUCUUUGCCCCAGUCAGUUGACGGAGCUGUUGACCAAAUCCUGUCCCAAAAGCCGUCCUUGAGAGCAGGACAUGAGCAGAUCCAAAGGAGUGUGAAGAGGAAGGGGGUGUGAAACCCAGCCGGGGGCUUCUCAAGAGUUGGCCCAAGCCUAAAGCUGUAAUGGUCUGGUUGAUUCCGAAGCUGACUGGCACAUGGAAAUCACUUCCAUACACGAGGCUGGCUGUCCUGGCGGUAAAAAACAAGGCCCGGGUCAAGCAUCAGCCUGCACAGGGAAUAGUAAACCGCGUGGGGGGGGGGAGACCCAGUCGAUUCUCAGG